Molecule: messenger RNA, 1005 nt
Organism: Oldenlandia corymbosa var. corymbosa
Lineage: Eukaryota; Viridiplantae; Streptophyta; Magnoliopsida; Gentianales; Rubiaceae
Source: the annotation of a GenBank genome assembly
AUGUCCGGGGAUCUUUGUUUGUUGAACCCUUUUAUUCGUGAUCAAAUCCGUCUUCCAGAAUUUAAGAAAUUCCCCAAUCGUGACUAUGGUCCCAAUCCCCAGUUGUUCUAUGUUAGAAAAGGGGUUCUGUCGGCUAAUCCGUCUCAAACAUCGAGUUUUGUUUUAGUGGUGAUUCACGGUGGUAUUUUAGGUUUCUGGAGGCCUGGAGAUUUGAUUUGGACCGGGUUUGGUCCAAUACACUGUACAUUCUUGGAUGUUAUUUACUACCAGGGAAAGUUGUAUGCUAUCGAUGUGGUAGUCCGAGUUUGGGUUUGGGAUGAAUUUAAUAAACCUCCCCUUGCCCAAUUUUUCCUUGGUUUUGAUAGAAAACUAUUUCGUGACCAAACUCGAAGAGAGUUAUAUUUAGUGGAAUCGUCAAUGGGCGAAUUCCUACUUCUUGCCCGGAAGCUUAUUAAGCCUAGGGAUCCCAGGAGUGGUCGGGAAAGAAAAUUUAAAGUCAUUCGAUUGGAUCUUGAUGUGGAGAGUUUCAAGUUUGAGAAGAUAAACGAUUUGGGUGGUGAUGCCAUUUUUGUUGGCCUUAGUGUUGCCGUGUCUAUUCCGGCUUCGAUGUUUCCAGGAGUCCUUAAAUCCAAUUGCAUCUAUUUCAUUAAUGAUUGCAUCGAAAGUUAUUUGCGUUUUGGUAGCUUAAAGGGUUGCAAGGACAUGGGAAUUUAUAAUCUUGAAGAUUCAAGUGUUGAACGAUUUACUGAUAUUGAGUCGUCCAGUUCUGGUAGUCAACUAUUCAGCGACAAGGUGCAGAAGAAAUUACGGAUGAGAAUUGAAAUUCAAAGGAAAUACACAGUCCAUACUGGAAAAAGCACAGCAAAGCAACUGGGAAUAAACAAUCCCAGCAAUUUGGAAGCAACAAAUACUCAGCUCUCAGAGUUCAAUCUAGCUCUGUCAAGCUUCAUUGAAAAUGUGAAUGUGGAAAGCAAUCCAAAUAGCAUGAUAGAUUGGAAUGAAUAG